Messenger RNA from Gymnodraco acuticeps, 1202 nucleotides. RefSeq names its product clarin 2 (gene clrn2). NCBI's taxonomy places the organism in Eukaryota, Metazoa, Chordata, Actinopteri, Perciformes, Bathydraconidae. The record is from RefSeq and is a predicted model, not a curated record. The coding region runs from base 1 to 702 and encodes 233 amino acids. The transcript is spliced from 3 exons.
AUGCCUUCGCUGUGGAAACGGAUAACCUUCUCGGCGGCCUCGGUGCUCUGCGUCGGCUCGGUGGUGCUGCUGGUCGUGGCUCUGUCCACGGAGCGCUGGGUCGCAGGACGGAUCCUGUGCAAAACCGGGGCGGAGAUAGUAAACGCUUCCCACCCGGAGCUGGAGCAGUUCAUCGGGGACAUUUACUACGGUUUGUUCCAGGGAGGCAAGACCAAGAAGUGCGGGCUUGGCAACAGGCGCUCCAAAAUAUACAUUUUCCCAAAUCUGGUGCGGACAUUGAACAGCGGCCUCCACAUGAUGGUGAUCCUCUUCCUGCUGGUGGCUGUGGGCUUUGCUCUGGUCAGUCUGUCUUUCUGCAUAUACAACGCACGAAAAGUUCCCUACCAGAGCAUCAAAGGGCACAAAGGACUCUACUUGUGGAACUUCAUUGCCGCUUUCUUUGCUUCCCUGGGCCUCCUGUGUUUCCUGGCAGCUGUGAAGCACCACAGUCUGACGGAGCGAGUAGCCAAUCAUCGGGAGAACCUCUUCGUGCUGGAUGUGCUGGACGACAGCCUGGACUGGUCCUUCUGGCUGGGUGUGGGCAGCAUUGCCACUCACUUUGCCGUAUGUGGAGUGGUUGCAAUGAGCCGGAUCAAACUGCCCAAACCAGAGAUUAAGAAACCUGAAGAACCCACCAUCUCUUCUCUGGACCUGCUUUACUGAGGGACUGAGAGAGGAGCAUUUACUGGUGGUUACUGGAGCAAAACACAAUGACUGACAGUAAAACCAACCCUGUGGACAGUGCUACUCAGACUUAAUGAAUGCACAAAUUCCUGCAGCCCAAUCAUUCUUUUGCAUUCUGGACAUCCUUUAUAACUGCACAAUGUAAAUAAAUCAUUAUUAUUGUCAUUAUAUGUAUAGCAUGUCAUUAACUGUGUUUUCCAGUCACUUUAAUCAUUUUCAAAUCAGUUUUUACAGUAUUAUUCUAUAGAAAGCAUAAAGUAUGCAUGCAUAAUGGGGAGUUUUGGUUUUAUGUAAUAAAUCAAAUCCAAAGAACAUUGCUAAGAAUGAUCCUUUGAUUUGAUUUGUCUGUUAUGAAGUGAAUUCACAAACUGUUAGAAAAAAGUCAUUACACCUGUUAGAUUAGUUAUAAAGUCUUGGAUACUAAAAACUUGUGACAAACAGAAAUUUAAAGUAGACAUCCAUUAAAUAAUAACCUGGAG